AUGGCGCAACACACGUUCAAUCGCCAACUACCAGCCCAAAGCUAUGGCCUCGUGUCAUUCCCAGCACAACACGUUAUGCUCGUGGUCUUCAACCGACCCAAAGCCCUCAAUGCAAUGACCAGCGACGCAGAAUAUGAGCUCGAAGCUCUCUGGGAGUGGUACGACGACGAGCCCUCACUGCGCUGCGCCAUCGUCACAGGCGCUGGGCGUGCAUUCUGCGCUGGCAUGGACCUCAAGGAAUGGAACCAGAUCAAUCAGCGCAAACGAGACGGAAUUCCCGAGAAGAGACCCAUGGACCCGCCCACGACGGGAUUUGGCGGCCUUUCGCGUAGGAGCGGAAAGAAACCCAUUAUCGCCGCUGUAAAUGGCCUGGCGAUGGGAGGCGGUUUCGAGAUCAUCGCCAAUCUGGACCUCAUUGUCGCUGCGAAGAGCGCUACUUUUGCUCUUCCUGAGGCUAAGAUUGGUGUCGUUGCUAAUGCAGGUUCUCUACCAAGACUAGCAAGAACAAUUGGCCGCCCGCGCGCCACUGAAAUGGCUCUCACAGGGCGGAGCAUCAGUGCUGCAGAGGCCCGCGAAUUUGGCUUUCUCAACGCCAUUACUGAAGACGCCCCAGCGGACAGCGAUGUGCUGGAGCGACCAGUGGUGCAAAAGGCGCUGGAGUACGCUGCGCUCAUUAUCAAGAAUAGUCCCGAUAGUGUUAUUGUGUCUCGCGCGGGUAUCCUUGCUGGCUGGGAGCAUGGGAGUGCUGAGAAUGCAGUCCGGGUGCACCGUCAGACGUGGGACAAGAUCAUGGCUGAUGGGCACAAUUUCCACGAAGGCGUGCAGGCCUUUGUGGAGAAGAGGGCUCCGAGAUGGGUGGAUAAGCUAGCCACGGCGGUUUCAGACACUGAGAAGUACCUUACAGACGGGUUCAAAUUGUUCAGUGGCUUGUGGUGUGACGCCAUGGCAAGCUCGUAUAAUGAACUUAUCAAUCACCCCACCACACGAAAACAAAAAAAUGUCGCCUCGGCUUCAUGGGGGUCAUCACUUCAUCCACUACGUCCCCGCCGACAUGUCGAUUAUUACUACUCUCCGUAUGGUAACGGGACGAAGAGAAACCCUGUUUUCUCUUGGGUUGCAACGCUGUUACAUGGCGCGGUGGAGAGGCCUGCAACUCGACCACUUCGGCCAGGGCCAGUCCUUUUCACUUUCAUCGAACCAUUUGCUACAUGCGAUACCACGCGGAUGAAUCCUUUACCAGAGCUCUGGCUCUGCGGCAUGCGUUCAUGCGAACGUGUAUUCCCCCCCUGA
Messenger RNA from Fusarium oxysporum Fo47, 1290 nucleotides. Its product is annotated as ClpP/crotonase-like domain-containing protein. Gene Ontology annotation, cellular component: mitochondrion. The transcript has 3 exons. NCBI's taxonomy places the organism in Eukaryota, Fungi, Ascomycota, Sordariomycetes, Hypocreales, Nectriaceae. Gene Ontology annotation, molecular function: enoyl-CoA hydratase activity. The record is from RefSeq and is a predicted model, not a curated record. The coding region runs from base 1 to 1290 and encodes 429 amino acids. Gene Ontology annotation, biological process: fatty acid beta-oxidation.